Messenger RNA from Yarrowia lipolytica CLIB122, 444 nucleotides. RefSeq lists its product as uncharacterized. Gene Ontology annotation, biological process: protein import into mitochondrial matrix. The record is from RefSeq and is a predicted model, not a curated record. NCBI's taxonomy places the organism in Eukaryota, Fungi, Ascomycota, Dipodascomycetes, Dipodascales. Gene Ontology annotation, cellular component: TIM23 mitochondrial import inner membrane translocase complex.
AUGGCCCACAGACUCAUCUAUCAAGUUGUCGUGACCGGCACCCAGGUUUUCGCCAAGGCUUUCACCCAGGCCUACAAGCAGGCUGCUACCGCCCAGGCCGCCUCCAAGACCUCCAAGUCGGCAGCAUCCAAGUUUGGAGGACUCCAGCUGGACGAGGCCUGUAAGAUUCUCGACGUGGACGAGACCGCCCUCGACAAGGUGGUUGCCGAGCUCAACAAGAAACACAAGCUGGAGGACAUUGCAGAGUCCGAGUCAGUGCUGGCUCAAAUCGACAAGAAGUUCACUCAUCUGUACACUGUCAACUCGGAGCACAAGUCGGGCUCCUUCUACCUGCAAUCCAAGGUGUACCGAGCCAUGGAGCGAAUCCGGGGCGAGCUGGAGCUGGACCCGCUGCCCAAGCCCGAGAUCGAGGAACCCAAGAAGAAGGAAGAGGAGAAAAAAUAA